This is a messenger RNA of Lodderomyces elongisporus, 1350 nucleotides long. It is a transcript of the gene TUB2, whose product is annotated as beta-tubulin. Gene Ontology annotation, molecular function: GTPase activity; structural constituent of cytoskeleton; GTP binding. Gene Ontology annotation, biological process: microtubule cytoskeleton organization; mitotic cell cycle. Gene Ontology annotation, cellular component: cytoplasm; microtubule. Lineage: Eukaryota; Fungi; Ascomycota; Pichiomycetes; Serinales; Debaryomycetaceae. The record is from RefSeq and is a predicted model, not a curated record. The transcript is spliced from 3 exons. The coding region runs from base 1 to 1350 and encodes 449 amino acids.
AUGAGAGAAAUCAUUCAUUUGUCAACUGGUCAAUGUGGUAACCAAAUUGGUGCAGCAUUUUGGGAAACCAUCUGUGGUGAACACGGUUUAGACAAUAGCGGAAACUAUCACGGUGAUAACGAUUUACAAAAGUCUAAAUUAGACGUUUACUUCAACGAGGCAAGCUCCGGUAAAUACGUUCCAAGAGCGGUGUUGGUGGAUUUGGAGCCAGGUACUAUAGACAAUGUCAAAACAUCCAAUAUUGGUAAUCUUUUUAGACCAGACAACUAUAUCUUUGGCCAAAGUUCUGCUGGUAAUGUAUGGGCAAAAGGUCACUACACCGAGGGAGCAGAAUUGGUCGACUCUGUGAUGGACGUUGUCAGAAGAGAAGCUGAAGGUUGUGACUCUUUACAAGGUUUCCAAAUCACCCACUCCUUGGGUGGUGGUACUGGUUCAGGUAUGGGUACUUUGUUGAUCUCCAAGAUUAGAGAAGAAUUCCCAGACAGAAUGAUGGCUACAUUCUCCGUGGUGCCAUCUCCAAAAGUUUCAGAUACUGUUAUUGAGCCAUAUAAUGCAACCUUAUCGGUCCACCAAUUGGUUGAAAACUCCGAUGAGACAUUUUGUAUCGAUAAUGAAGCUUUGUACAACAUUUGUCAAAAGACAUUGAAAUUGCCACAACCAUCUUAUGCUGAAUUGAAUAAUUUGGUCUCAUCGGUUAUGUCAGGUGUCACUACUUCAUUGCGUUACCCAGGUCAAUUGAACUCGGACUUGAGGAAAUUGGCCGUCAACUUGGUUCCUUUCCCAAGAUUACAUUUCUUUAUGGUUGGUUAUGCGCCAUUGACUUCGAUUGGCUCCAAAUCUUUUAGAUCAGUUACCGUGCCAGAGUUGACUCAACAAAUGUUUGAUUCCAAAAACAUGAUGGCUGCUUCUGACCCUAAGAAUGGUCGUUACUUGACAGUUGCUGCAUUCUUUAGAGGUAAGGUUUCAGUCCAAGAAGUUGACGACGAGAUGCAAAAAGUGCAAGCAAGAAACUCGUCAUACUUUGUCGAGUGGAUUCCAAACAAUGUUCAAACUGCUGUGUGUUCAGUUCCUCCAAGAGAUUUGGACAUGUCUGCAACUUUUAUUGGUAACUCGACUUCGAUUCAAGAAUUGUUCAAGAGAGUUGGUGACCAGUUCAGCGCCAUGUUUAGAAGAAAAGCGUUCUUGCACUGGUACACUUCAGAAGGUAUGGAUGAGAUGGAAUUCACUGAGGCUGAAUCGAACAUGAAUGAUUUGGUGAGCGAGUACCAACAAUACCAAGAAGCAAGCAUUGACGAAGAAGAAUUGGAUUAUCCCGAUGAAAUGCCAAUUGAUGAAGCAGUUAUCGAGUAG